This is a messenger RNA of Lingula anatina, 1093 nucleotides long. RefSeq lists its product as uncharacterized. NCBI's taxonomy places the organism in Eukaryota, Metazoa, Brachiopoda, Lingulata, Lingulida, Lingulidae. Gene Ontology annotation, molecular function: serine-type endopeptidase activity. The record is from RefSeq and is a predicted model, not a curated record. Gene Ontology annotation, biological process: proteolysis.
AUGUCAUUUAUUAUCGUUGCUGAAGUACUUCAAAUCUUCACUAGUGACCUCCAAAAGCUUCGCAAGCUUACUGAUCACAUUGAAGAAAUUGAAGAAGAUACAAAAGUGUCGUUAGAUAGUUACCAUCGUGAAGGGCCUUUCGAUGCCAGUUUAACAUGGGGUGUAGACAGAAUAGACUACGAGAAGAAUGAUGACCUUUUCUUUACCUGGGGGGUGGGCAACGGGAUAGACGCCUACGUCGUUGACACCGGAAUUAACCCUGAUCAUAUGGACUUCGGGGGAAGAGUGUCGGCAGGGUGGCACGCAGGUUCAUUUGCCGAUAGUAAAGACUACAUGGGGCAUGGUACCCAUGUAGCCAGUACCUUAGGUGGCGCCACCUAUGGAGUAGCCAAGGAGGUGAACCUCAUCCCCGUCAAGGUAUGCAGCCACUCUUGUACAGAGUCGGAGAUCCUGGAAGGGCUAAACUGGGUAAAGGCACAGGUUCUACUAUACAAGCGUCUGUCAGUAAUAAAUAUGUCCCUCAGUGGUCCGAAACGCCCGUCCUUCAACAACGUUGUGAACGCGGUAAUCGAUGCAGGCAUCCCAACGGUAGUCAGCGCUGGAAAUAUCUACGGGGGCGAUGCAUGUGCCAGAUCCCCUGCGAGCGUAGGCAGGGCCCUCACGGUUGGAGCCACCCGGAUAGGUGAUUUCGUGGCUGGAUUUAGUGACAUCGGACCGUGCGUCGAUAUUUACGCGCCAGGGGAGAACAUCAAGGCCGCUUACUAUGGAAACAACCACGGUUCGACCCUGAAAAGUGGGACCUCAAUGUCCGCACCUCACGUCGCCGGUGCUGUCGCGGGCAUGCUGCAGGUCGUUCGCGAUGCUGGGUACUAUACAGAACCGUCGCAAGACGUUGUGGACAUGAUUAACCGUUACAUAAUCAAGUACGCGGAGAAGGGUACCGUGCUUGGACUCCCAGGGUUGAACAACAACAACGUAAUGCUUCAGGUCUCCGGUCUGUAUACUGUGCAGACUUAAUCAGGCGUGCCUGAAAAUACGCCCUUGCUAAAAAUGAUGGAGUAUCCCCGACAAAACAUUACAUCUUCGUUUUAAA